Messenger RNA from Emiliania huxleyi CCMP1516, 1440 nucleotides. RefSeq lists its product as hypothetical. The coding region runs from base 1 to 1440 and encodes 479 amino acids. The transcript has 2 exons. NCBI's taxonomy places the organism in Eukaryota, Haptophyta, Isochrysidales, Noelaerhabdaceae. The record is from RefSeq and is a predicted model, not a curated record. Gene Ontology annotation, molecular function: protein binding.
AUGCUUGCCACGAGCACCGUGACGCCCGACCCUGUGAGCACCGUGGGCGUAUACGGCUGCAUACGGCACGCCGAAGGCCUCUUCUCGCCGAAGGCUUCUGCUAGCGCCGGGGAUCUCAGCUGGAUGGCCACACAACAUUCGCAGAGGCGGCAGCCGUCCACGACAUUCGCGGACCUGCACCACGACCUGCAGUGCCACGUGCUGCUCUUCGCCGACGUCGCGAGCCUCGUCGCCGUGAAGGCCGCGUGCACUGCGCUCCGCCACUGCGGCCGCGCAGUGCUUCUCUCGCCGCAGUGGCUGAGCCGCGGCGGUAACCGCGAAGACAUGCGGCACAGGCUGUGGCGAGGCGUCGAUCUGUGCGUCCACGCGCCGCACGUCAUCGUUGCGCACGCUGGCCAUGUCUGGUCGCUGGCGCUCAGCUCCGAGUACCUCGUGUCGGCGGCGGAGGGCGAGGUGGUCCUUCAAGUGCGCGACGCGUCGCGCUCGAGUCGCUCCAACGACUGCGCGUACCGGCGAGUGCAGCACGCCGCGAGCGGGCGGUCCGUUGACGGCGUCACGCUCUCUCGGUCGGUGCUCUCGUGGCACUUGGCGCUCCGUGGACAUCAGCUUGCGGUGCUCGGCCGCCUGGUUGACCUCAGCCGCUUGCGCGAGGGCGACGGCCAGGAGCCUGACCGCAUCGUCGCGUGCCCGCUGACGUUGUCGAUGGCCGCGUGGAGCGACGCCGGCCGGCUCUUCCUGACGCAGGAUCGGGCGAUUCGCGUCGCGCGGCAUCCGCCGACCGACCGCCCUGCCGACAGCGACGUGGCCGGCGGCAUCGUGCUCGAGGACAGGGUGCUGAGGGCCGGCGGGCCACCGCCCGCGCGAACACACGGCCUCGCCGCUGGCACGCUGUCGGAGACGCUGUCCUUCGUCGCCGUGACGAGCCACAUUUCCUUCCCCGAUCAGCCCGCUGUCCUUCGGCACCGCGCGAUCACCGUGCUCACCGUGGACACUUCGCAGCAGCAGAUCACCAUGACAGCGGUGCGCCGCCUGCAGGCCCACCACCAGGCCAUCUACGCGCUGGCCACGGCCAACGAUCGCCUUGCGAGCGGCUCCGACGACCACACCGUCAAGUUGUGGAACCCGUUCGCGCAGGACCCCGCUGCGAAACUGCUGGCUACCAUAAACACCGGCGCAAAGGUCUGGGCGCUUGCGAUGAGCGGCGACCUCCUCGUCUCGGGCGGCGCCGGCAACGCCGUCUCGAACGUCAACGUGUGGAGCUUGCGCGGGAUUGGCACGUUCCACGCGGCCGGCAGCGUGCGGAGCGCCGUGAGGCUGGCGUCACUGCGCGGCAUGCCGGAGCAAGGGGUGCGCUCGCUCGCGUUCGAUGGCGACCGCGUCGUGGCGGGCGCCGACGACGGCCGCUUGUAUGUUUGGCACCACGACGGCUUGCCGCUGUGA